Molecule: messenger RNA, 828 nt
Organism: Penicillium verrucosum
Lineage: Eukaryota; Fungi; Ascomycota; Eurotiomycetes; Eurotiales; Aspergillaceae
Product: mitochondrial K+-H+ exchange-related family protein
Exons: 3
Coding region: 1-828 (275 amino acids)
Biological process (GO): proton transmembrane transport; potassium ion transport
Cellular component (GO): mitochondrial inner membrane
Source: RefSeq, a predicted model, not a curated record
AUGCGCCUUUUCCUAAUUCCGAUCUCGACAAAACGAGCUCUCAUAUAUGCUCGACCCCUUAACAAGGAUUUAGCGAAGGAGCUUUCUUAUCUUGACAGAAUUACAACAAAGGCGGCUGAAACAUGGGCGAAGUGGGAGGAAGCCGACAAAGGAUGGAAGAUGCACCUUGUUCGUUGGGGCAAUCGAGUUCAGCAACGGAUACCAUACGAAGAAUGGGCCCUCAAAAGCAUUCCUUCAUUCAAAACCCAAUUGCGAAUUAAUGGAGAUCAUGGAAAGUCCAAGGUGGAUGUGCUGUUCCCCGGUAAUGCGGUGCGGUUGGAGCGAAUCCAACAAGUGGUGCGAACGAUCGCCACGGAGAGGCAGGAAAUUCAUCGAAAGAGGAUGAUGUGGAGCUUGAUUGCUGCCCCAAUUACAGCACCUUUUGGGUUGGUACCAGUGGUUCCGAAUAUUCCCUUUUUCUAUUUGGCAUACCGGGGCUGGUCCCACUGGCGUGCAUUGAAUGGCUCAAGACAUCUAGAAUUUCUCGUCGAGAAGAAUCUCCUCAACCCCAUCUCAUUACCGGAGCUAGAACAGCUAUAUGUCAAACGCGCAUCCCAAACACUCGAACGUACCACAACCGAGACCUCAUAUUCCGAGGUUGCCGAGGACAUAGAGCAGAGUGAGGACCGGGUCCUGUUGAAGAUGUCUGAUGCCAAGAAGUUGGCUACGAUUUUGGAUGCACCGGAGCUUGCAUUGGAAGCCGAACGAGCCAUCAUUCAAGUCAAUGAGCAGCUUGAGGCUGCAGCAAAGUCGAAACAAAAUACGAAAGACGAGAAGAAAGAUUCAUAA